Molecule: messenger RNA, 2976 nt
Organism: Coregonus clupeaformis (lake whitefish)
Lineage: Eukaryota; Metazoa; Chordata; Actinopteri; Salmoniformes; Salmonidae
Product: mitogen-activated protein kinase kinase kinase 8
Exons: 8
Coding region: 732-2165 (477 amino acids)
Biological process (GO): protein phosphorylation
Molecular function (GO): protein kinase activity; ATP binding
Source: RefSeq, a predicted model, not a curated record
UCUCUGGUACACAGCAGGCGGGAGGCAGGGAGGCAGGGAGCGACGUCUACCUCUCAUAUAACUGUUAUUGAACUUCAACAACACGAGACAUCGCAGGGGCGACACAGUGUGUUAUCUAACUAGCAUGCUGGCACACACUGUCGCAAACUAGCUAGUUAGCUAGCACACGGUGUCGCCCUAGACUCUCGUUUGCUGUGCUAGCGGGAGGCGAGGACAACAAAGGGUAGACAGUGUCCUUCACCCCCGCCUGUCUGGCACGCAGGAACCAAUGGGAUGCUCGAGGGGGGGUGUGCAGAUGCAGAAAUGCUCACAUGCAGCAGGAACGCCCUGAAUUGCUGACUGCAGUUGCACAAUAUUGGAAUAUACCGAACUAUUCUAUGGAAUCUGAUGAACAGCAAGUCUUUCUAUUCGUUUUUUUUCUAUUAAUCCGUUCGCCUAUGGAAAUCAAAUAUUACGGGGAAAUUAAGGAAAAUGAAAAGAAAAACGAAACUACAAAAUAACCAUAUGACUAUAACACUCACAGCAUUCGCAUAGUUUUUCAUUAACACAACACCACACCUAAACACAGAGACUGAUAUGGACUUCCUCUUUUGACAACUUCAUUUCUGGUGACUUCAGUGAGCGCUAGAAUUGACUGCAUACAGACGCAAGAAUGGAGUGAGCACAAUCGGACCUGAUCCUACGUUAUUACAAAGACUCAGAACCCAUUUAGGAGCAGAGAAUCAAACAAGAUGGAUUACAAAUAUGACAAUGCUGGAAUAGAACUCCUGCUGGCUCACAUGAACAUAGAGGACAUAAUCGAUGUGGUGGAAAGUCUCUACCACACCAAGGAAGAGGAAGAAGAGGAAGACGAUGGUGUGUCGUUUGAGGAGGGUCUCUCUCAGGAGGAGAUGGACGAGAACGAGGAGACUGUGGAUGGUUCGGGGGACGAAGUGACAGGAGGGACCCAGGAGACACAACAGGAGAACGGUGGUGGUAGGGUCAGGUACGGGACGGUGUCGGACUUGCUCUCUUUCGUCAACCUGAUCUCUAACAUGGAGCCAGAAGCACUGCAGCACCUGCCGGAGGAGAUGGGUGUGUUACUGAACAAGAAACACAUGGUGCUGAAGAAGGGUCACUAUCGCAUCGAUUCGGAUGUGUUUCUAUUUCCAUGGAAGUGGACCUACAAGACUCCAGGCUCUGGCGGCCAUGUUCCAAAGGGCUCCUUUGGGAAAGUCCACUUGGCCCAGGAUACCAUAACCAGGAAGAGAAUGGCAUGCAAACUGAUCCCCAUGGAACACUUAAAACCAGCCGAUGUGGAGAUCCAGGCCCGGUUCCAUCACGAGAACAUUGCAGAGCUCUAUGGUGCUCUCCUCUGGGACCAGAACAUCCACCUGUUCAUGGAAGCUGGCGAGGGAGGGUCGGUUCUGGAAAAACUGGACAGCUGUGGCCCCAUGAGGGAGUUUGAGAUCAUCUGGGUCACCAAGCAGGUCCUCAGGGGCCUGGAGUACCUACACUCUCACAAUGUCAUCCACCAUGACAUCAAACCCAGCAACAUCGUCCUGAUGUCAGACAAGGCGGUGCUGGUGGACUUUGGCCUGACGGUACAGAUGACAGAGAAGGUAUACACCCCUAGGGAUCUACGAGGCACAGAGAUGUAUAUGAGCCCGGAGGUGGUUCUGUGUCGAGGACACAACACCAAGACAGAUAUCUACAGCCUGGGCACCACCAUCAUCCACAUGCAGACUGGCAGCCCGCCCUGGGUCAGGAGAUACCCACGCACCGCCUACCCUUCCUACCUCUACAUAAUCCACAAGCAGGCCCCUCCCCUGGAGGACAUAGCAGAGGACUGCAGCGGUGUCAUGCGGUCCUUCCUGGAGAGAUCCCUGGAGAGGAACCCUGCCAAGCGCAGCUCUGCAGCCGAGCUCCUGAGGGACGAGGCCAUCAACCCUCCCAGAGAGGAACAGCCACGCUGCUGGAGCCUGGACUCAGCCCUGGUGGAGGCCUCCCACCCUCUACUGAGGCAGCACAGCCAGCAGCCUGACACCACACAGGAAUCCUCUCUGUACUCUGAGCCUGAGGACUCUGCCCACCUGAGGAGAAAGGGAUCCCUGUACAUUGACCUGGGGGCAAUGGCUGGAUACUAUAAUCUAGUGAGAGGUCCCCCUGCUACAGAGUAUGGCUAACCCUGAGCCUAACUCAAAUACACUUUAAGUAGGACUUCUGAAGGAAAUUGGUAUUUUAAAGAUAUCAGAGAUAACUGUUACCUUAGCCUGGUACUGGUGAACUGUUAGGUCAGAGACUCUCAGGAAGUUGAGUUAAGGACUCAUGAAGACUCAAUGGUGAAAGUGUGUGAUGCUUUUUGAAAGAGGACAGAAAAUUGUGUAGAGCAGGUUAAUAGCCUGCACUUCACUGGCACUGGCCUCGUGUAAUGAAAUUGACCAAUGUCUGAAGAGUGGUUUCUGUAGCUGCCUUAAUUUGUCAUCUCUCAACAAUGCAGCAGCUCAUUGGUUGUAAGAUAUGUGUUACUCAGUAACACUGUGUUUCACUGGCUAAUAGUGGAAUCAGGUGACAUCUUGUGGGAUGUUCUGUAGAUACAUGAUAUAUAAGCAUCUUAUACAAGUUUGUUUCUCAAAGAAAUGCAUCUGAAUGGGUCUUGUGAUUGAGACGUCAUUCUAUUAUUUUGUGUCAAUAUGAAAACUAUGAUUUCUGACCGUGUAUGUGUGGUUUGUACAAAUUGUACAAUUAUAUUGUUUUAAACGUGAAGUUCUUAAAAUGAACUUAUUUGUGUUUGUUCCUAAGGAAUAUGAGAAGUGAUGUUGAGAAUUGCUAUGCAAAUUACACCAUGUACAUGACUGAUUCAUUUGUUAUUUUAUUUGUGUGAUCAUUGUUCUUGUAACUGUUGGGUAUGCAGUUUUCUUUUAUAGUGAACAAAAACAUAAAUGCAACAUGCAACAAUUUAAAAGUUUUUACUGAGUUACAGUUCAUAUAAGGAAA